Hippoglossus stenolepis (Pacific halibut) is the source of this 3406-nucleotide messenger RNA. Its product is annotated as splicing factor U2AF 65 kDa subunit. Lineage: Eukaryota; Metazoa; Chordata; Actinopteri; Pleuronectiformes; Pleuronectidae. Gene Ontology annotation, molecular function: poly-pyrimidine tract binding; pre-mRNA 3'-splice site binding. Gene Ontology annotation, cellular component: U2AF complex; U2-type prespliceosome; nuclear speck. The transcript is spliced from 11 exons. Bases 237 to 1808 code for a protein of 523 amino acids. Gene Ontology annotation, biological process: mRNA processing. The record is from RefSeq and is a predicted model, not a curated record.
UGUGAUCUGAACCUUGGUGGAGGUGAGCUCGGGUCACAGUGUUAUUUUGAAGGAUCACCGGAUGCAGUGUGUUUACUGUGUGUGUGUGUGCGUGUGAGUGCGCGCGCGUGUGUCUGGGCUCCGGCAGAUGUCAGCGGGUUUUUGCGGCUCUGUCAUCGGAGCUGCUCGGUUCAUCGCUGCCCCCUCAGACGAGCCGGACCUGCUCCGUCUCUCCACGCAUCAAAACAUCCGGAGCAAUGUCGGAUUUCGAGGAAUUUGAGAAGCAGCUGAGCCAGAAUCGACAAGAGCGAGAAAGAGAAAGACACAAAAAGAAGAGUCGCAGUGGAUCUCCGGUCCGAGGCGACAAACACGGCAGCUGGAGCAAAGACAGAGGGAUCAAGGACAGAGGGAGCAAAGACAGAGGGAGCAAAGACAGAGGGAGCAAAGACAGAGGGAGCCGCAGCCGAGAGAAACGAAGCCGGAGCAGGGACAGGAAGAGCCGGGACCGAAGGAGCUCGUCCCGGGACCACAAGAAGCACAGUCACUCUCCAAGGCGAACAAGGAAGAAAAAGACCUGCAAAUACUGGGACGUGCCUCCUCCUGGCUUUGAACACAUCACACCAAUGCAAUAUAAAGCUAUGCAAGCGGCCGGGCAGAUACCGACAAUUGCUCUGCUGGCAACAUCCACCACCACUGGAGUGGCUGCAGCACCGACACAAGUGCCCCUAGUUGGGAGUCAGAUGACAAGACAAGCCAGACGCCUCUAUGUUGGAAAUAUUCCCUUUGGGGUGACUGAGGAGUCCAUGGCCGAGUUCUUUAAUGCUCAGAUGCGACUCGCAGGCCUUUCACAAGCUCCAAGUAACCCUGUACUCGCUGUGCAGAUUAAUCAGGAUAAAAACUUUGCUUUCCUUGAGUUCCGGUCGGUAGACGAGACGACGCAGGCCAUGGCCUUCGAUGGAAUCAUUUUCCAGGGUCAGUCUCUGAAGAUUAGACGACCUCACGACUAUCGACCUUUACCAGGUAUCUCAGAGCAGCCAGCGUUCCAUGUCCCAGGUGUCGUCUCCACUGUCGUUCCUGAUUCCCCCCAUAAACUGUUUAUUGGAGGCCUGCCCAACUAUCUAAACGACGACCAGGUGAAGGAGCUCUUGACUUCAUUCGGGCCCCUCAAAGCGUUCAAUCUCGUGAAGGACAGUGCCACGUCACUGUCAAAAGGUUACGCCUUUUGUGAAUAUGUCGACAUCAGCGCCACUGAUCAGGCCGUCGCCGGGCUCAAUGGAAUGCAGCUGGGAGACAAAAAGCUGAUCGUCCAAAGGGCGAGUGUCGGAGCUAAAAACGCCAACCCUACCUCCAUCAUAGAGACCCCAGUGACCCUGCAGGUGCCGGGGCUCCAGAGGCUGCAGAACUCUGGGUUGCCCACGGAGGUGCUGUGCCUUCUCAACAUGGUGAUGCCCGAGGAGCUGGUGGACGACGAAGACUACGAGGAGAUCCUGGAAGACAUCCGCGAGGAGUGCUGCAAGUACGGCAGCGUCCACUCCAUCGAGAUUCCCCGACCUGUCGACGGUGUGGAAGUCCCCGGCUGUGGAAAGGUCAGACCUGUAUCUUUGUGGAGUACGUCUCUGCUGCAGACUGUCAGAAAGCCAUGCAAGCCCUCACCGGCCGCAAGUUUGCCAACAGAGUGGUUGUCACCAAAUACUACGACCCUGACAUGUAUCACAAACACGAGUUUUAAAGCACAGGCAAGUCUGACCGAGCAUAUCCAUCCUCCUUUCGUAAAUUUCGGUUCCUUUACUCUGAAUGAUGUGAAUGUGUCCAUAGAGACUGGACCUUGAAAAUACAUUUUAUUACAUCUUCUACUCAACAAACUGCAGUUUGUUUCUUCAGUCCUGAAUAUUUAACUUCCAGCUUUAGCCUAAUACCCCUGCAGUGAACUGAACUCAUCCUGAAUUCAAAAAAAUCUAAUCGUCUACGUUACAUUUGCAGUAGAAUGAAUGUGACAUGUAUGACAUGUAAACCUGAACUAAUACUGCCUGACGAUGCCAGAGUCGCUGUCUAUCAAGUAUGCACUAUAUGAGAAGAAAAAAAUUCCCUCCUGAGCACAAACAUUUAUUUCUCUUUUAGAGCCAGACUUGAGAAGUCAUCCUAAUGUUAAUUGUGAGGUUAUGAUAAUUUUCUUUUAUUCAUUUUGUAAAAUGCAUUAUUUUCCUCUUUACAUGAUAUAUUAAUGCUCCUUAAACAUAUAUGUUGCUGUUACCUGUGCUCACAUACUUACAUAGACCAAAUGUCGACUUGUCCAAAGUGAGAAGAAACAGCCUCAAAGGUCAUUUUGUAAAUACAAAACAUUAAAAUCUAAACAUAAUAAAUAAUAUAUAUAACUUUGCACACUGGAAGCUAUUUCAGUUAGAAAACUACACUAAUAAAAUAUGAAUCGUAAUAUUUGAAAAGACUUUAUCUAACACUGUUGACUGUUUUUAAACCCCUCCCCCAAACAGUGAUUGUCCAAUCACAACUUAUCUACCAUAACAACAAGCGAAGGCUAUAUAAAUGCUAAGUACAUGUUUUAUUCUAACUCACUACAGUCAUUUGUGCUGUAGCUUUUAUGUCACAAAGAAUCACAAUUAGCUGUUUUGUUUUAACCCACUGUAUGGUAACUGGUCCUGGGUGCUUAACUAAUCACAGUGGGUAGUCGUUUUUCAACCAAUUCAUGAGGCAGUGUUGAUGUUAGCUUAACUAGUUUGCUAGCUGCUGCUGAAAAAAAUCUGACAGUCACAGUUUCAACCAAAAGAAACUGGCUGAAUAAUUAUUAGCUGCUUUUGUCCACGUCUGUCUUAAAUCAAUGAGCCUCUGCAAGCAGAGUAUUUAAACUGUGAAUCUGCCACAUUAUCAUAGUAUCUAAGGAGGGCGGUGCUUCAUGUGAGACCGAAAAGUUGAACUCUCACAGAAAAAGUAAGGGGGUGGGGGUUAAAAAGAGUUGAUAGUGUCUCUUGAACCAGCAAUAGUCAGUUUGUUGUCAAACUGAGAUAACAAAUUUGUCUUCAUGGCCUCAUUUCAACAAUACAAUAUAUAUGCAUUUUGUAAUGCACCUUUAAGUUUUGUAGAUAGCAUAGUAAAUACAUUUUUAAGCUUUAGUCUUUAUGUGCGGUUUUGCACCUGUUGAAGAAAAUAGAUUAAAUUAAAGCAUAAUUUAUUAUGAAAUAUUAGUCUGCUUAAUAAAAUACACUAUCCAUACAAAUACAUGAUGACUUGGUUUACAGCAACCUAUCUGCUCUGUUUUAAAGUAAACUAUGUUUUCAUGUAAUUAACAGAUCAUAUCAAAAUAUAAUAAAAACUACCGUAUUUUAUACAUUUUUGGAUGACCAGAAAUUUUAAAUCCUUUUUGUUUGUACGAUCCCUGCCACUGCCACUGCCUUGAAUAAAUGUGUGCAUCCAC